Colletes gigas is the source of this 2127-nucleotide messenger RNA. RefSeq names its product dynein regulatory complex subunit 7-like. The transcript is spliced from 10 exons. The coding region runs from base 1 to 2127 and encodes 708 amino acids. Gene Ontology annotation, cellular component: motile cilium. NCBI's taxonomy places the organism in Eukaryota, Metazoa, Arthropoda, Insecta, Hymenoptera, Colletidae. The record is from RefSeq and is a predicted model, not a curated record. Gene Ontology annotation, biological process: flagellated sperm motility.
AUGGUAAAUAAUUGGGUGAUGGGCAAGCCGAAACACUUGCGAUCACCAACUUGGUUGCAAAAGAUCCAAAAAGGCAAUUGCUUCGAAUGCGCGACAUUUUUAACGAGUUUGUUACUAGGACAAGGAUAUAACGCAUUCGUGGUAAGCGGCUACGCGUCUAGGGAACAAACUUUACGCGACUUGACGAAAACAUCGUGCCCCUACAUACGGCAACCAAAACCACCGCCUCUCUCGCUGAAGAAACAAACAAAAAUUUCCAAGUAUAAACUCAAACCGCCUGUAGAAUAUAAAAGUAAAUUUUUGGCAGAAUUGGAACAAGAAACGGAAAAGAAAUUUCAAGAGAAAUUACAACGGCAAGAAAGGGAGCAGCAGAGAUUGAUAAAAGAGUUAGAGCAGCCUCCGUUGGAUAAAUAUUGGGGAUACAGAAUACAUGCUUGGGUAGCGAUUUUACCAGAGUUGGGUGGACUUAGGGAUCAGGAGAUUUCCUGGCCACUUUUUAUCGAACCUUCGACUGGCGUAUCUUAUAAACCGUCGACCGGUAACGCCGACGAGCUGUAUUUGGGCGUAGAGAGUAUAUGGAACGAUCAGAAUUAUUGGGUGAACAUGCAACCGUUCUCAAAAUCGUGUGCAAACAUAGCGUGGGAUUUAACAAAAGUCGAACUAUGGGAGCAUGUGCUUCCUGGAGAACCGUGGACAAUGCGGGGAAUAGGAGAGGCGAUCGAUGAAGAUUCUGCCAUAUUACAAGAGAAACAUUUGGACAUGCCUUUCUCCUAUGUACAGGAAAUAAACAUUAGCGAUCAAGAAUAUGAAAGACGAUACCCAAACGGCGCAAAAACGAUAUUUUAUAAGAAAACGAAAGUUGAACUUUACGCGCCGUACAUCCAACCAAACGGUUUGAUACAAAGGAUCACUCUGUACGACGAUUACGAUUACGCGAUUCCUGUCCAAGUUCAAGAAAUUUACGCAAACAGAUCGGAUAACCUCGUGGAAUCGAAAAAGGAUUUAACCGACGAUUCAGUUGUAGAUUAUUACGACAGAGGUCGCCCGGAUCACUGCAAAGAACACCGAUAUUUCGAAAAUGGUUCCAAUAUGGUGGACGCCGAACGGACCUUGCAUUUUUACCAUGUCGCCCGUAUCGACGGCCUGUCGCAAUUCGAGAUGCACCCGACUUAUUUAACGCAACAUUUUAUUAAUCGUGAUGACCUUCUGUAUUAUCGGCAUGUACAGUUUUGUCCAGAAAAGAGCAUCCCUGUGUUGAACGAUAUACAUUAUCGAUAUAUCUGGGAAAUCAUUGAAAAGUUUAAUAGAAACGAAAGGAUCAAAGCCAAUAAGAAUAUAGCAAUUCGCGAAUUCGCAAUCGGCGAGAACGAGAUACGUCUUACGUAUCAUUAUAAGCCGGAACAGUAUUCCAGAGCUACUAGAAUGUACGUAAAACCACCGUUGGCAGAAAGGGGUGAUCGACUUGUUCUAAAUCCUACAAUGAUGCAAGCAUACAACCCUUUGGACGAACCCGACAAGGCUCUCGAGUUAUUUUACGAAUUAGAAACGCAACUGAAGGAAGAGGAUCAAUCUGUAACUCACGUUAGAAGCGCUGAAGUUGAAGUGUUCAACUUCAUCUCAACGAGAGAGAACGAGUACACAACGCCAGAGCUGUUAACGUCUGUAUUCGACAAGUACAGAAACGAAGGAUCUCUAACAGACAUCGAUUGGGCGCGUGCACAGAGCGAAAAAGACAUCACGCAAGACGUGGAUUAUUUAAAACCAUAUUUAGCGCGUAUAGGAAAUACAGAAGAGAUAUCCAAAGAUCGCGCAUAUUUAUUGCAACACGAGUGUCUCAACGAUUACAAACAACUACUUGUACAGAGAGCAAAUAAGAUUUUACGUAAAUUUGACGAAUAUUCACAACAGCUGGAGAAAAUGCAAACGUUACUAACGCAGAGCGAAAAUUUAACCCGCGAAGAAGAAGAAAAGAUAUUGGAGGAAAUGAAUGAGAUAAAUUUCAUCUUGAUAACAUUGGAGACCAGAUUAAAUCGUCAUAGAGAUUUAGUUCCAGUACGAUACAGAAUGUUAGUGAAUCACUUACAACGAAGCCCGCAUCUCGCAUUACUCCAAACCAAUUCGAGAUGA